Molecule: messenger RNA, 30277 nt
Organism: Leptidea sinapis
Lineage: Eukaryota; Metazoa; Arthropoda; Insecta; Lepidoptera; Pieridae
Gene: bent
Product: twitchin
Exons: 160
Coding region: 230-29698 (9822 amino acids)
Biological process (GO): protein phosphorylation
Molecular function (GO): protein binding; ATP binding; protein kinase activity
Source: RefSeq, a predicted model, not a curated record
GCAGCUUCCCACGCGAAUUCCCACACCACCUCGGCUGAACGCCAAUUCUCUAGUUUAGUUACGAUUUCGAAAACGAGCCGACUUGUCCCGCCGCCGCGGACACUUGCGAUUUCAUUGUGUGUUUGUGAUUGUGUUUUGUGAUUGGAUUAUCAUUUACACUUCGUUAAGUAAAAUUUUCGAAGCGACGCCGAACAUCUUCUCCCGACAGUGAUGACAACCAGCUAGCAAUAUGGGGGUGGCCGAUGAUUUUGCCCCAAGCUUCACGCAGAAGCCCCAGCUCAGGCAGGAGGACGAUGGCAACAAGUUGAUCUUCGAGUGCCAACUCCUCGGGUCCCCUAAGCCGGAGAUCUGCUGGUAUAGAAGCGAUGAAUUGCUCAAAGAAGAUAAUAGGACUCAGUUUAAGAUCCAGAGCUUAGCUAACAGCAAAUAUUUGGUGGUGCUGGAACUGGAUGAUGUGGUAGAGGCUGACGCAGGCCUCUACAAGGUUAAGGCUAAAAACAAAAUGGGCGAGGUGGCCGCCUCAAUUAACCUUAACUUCAGUCCUGCGGAUGAAGAGAAACAGAAACAAAUAGAUGGCAAGGCGCCCACGUUCGCCAAGAAGCCUGCAAUCAGACAAGAAGACGACGGCAAACGAUUGAUAUUCGAAUGUCGCAUCGAGGCAGAACCACUGCCCCAAGUUAGCUGGUCACACAACGGUGUAGAAGUUAAGCCUAGUCCGAGACACAAGCUUACAGUGAACAAGGAUGGGAAAUCAUAUUACGCGUCACUUGAAAUCAACAAUGUAACAGUUGAAGACGCUGGAAAAUAUCGCGUUACGUCGAAGAACGAACUGGGAGAAAGUAACGCGACAAUCAGUUUGAACUUUGACAGCGAUGAAGCGCCCGUCCCAGAGAAUUAUAUAAAGCCGACCUUUACGGAAAGACCCGUGAUCAGACAAUCGGAUGAUGGUACCAAAAUAAUAUUCGAAUGCAGAUGUGUUGGCAAACCGAAACCAACUGUCACAUGGUACCAAGGUAAAAAAAUGAUCAAAGAGAGUAGUCGGUAUAAAAUAUCACUAGAUGAAGAUCAAACAUUAUAUUAUAUAGCACGACUCGAAAUAAUAGGCGUUGAGAAUUCGGACAAAGGUGAAUAUAGAGCGGUAGCAAAAAACAAACACGGUGAAGGCGUUGCAAAAAUAAAUUUAAAUUUCCAAAGUGGGGACACACCAAAAAUCCCCGAUGGAAAAGCACCAAGGUUUCCAAAGAAGCCUACGAUUCGACAAGAGGGUGAUAUUCUUAUAAUGGAAUGCAUAUUAGAAGGUCACCCAGUACCUGAUAUAACUUGGUUUCAUGGAGACAAAGAAAUAAGGGACGGUGUUAAAAUGAAAAUGUCUAGGAAAGCGACAGGAAAAGAUAGUUAUAACCUUACAUUAGAAAUUUUAAGUCCGACUAAGGAAGAUGGUGGAAAUUAUAGAUGUAAUGCCUUUAACUUAUUUGGUGAGAGUAAUGCUAAUAUUGCUCUCAAUUUCCAAGGUGGGGAUGACGAGAAUGGUUUCGCACCAUCAUUUAUUGAGAAACCUCGAAUCAUUCCCAACGAAGAUGGCACACUCAUCACAAUGCGUUGUGUCUGCAAGGCUAAGCCGGCGGCUGUAGUGACGUGGUACCGUGGCACGACUGUCAUAAAAGCUAGUAGUAAAAUUCAGGUUAAGUCAACAAUAAUAAGUGAAGAUGUAUAUGAAUUAGUAUUGCUUUUAUCUAAUCCAACAGCAGUGGAUGGUGGCGCAUACCGCUGUCAUGUUCAAAAUGAAUUUGGAGAAAGCAAUGCAAACCUGAACUUAAACAUUGAGGCCGAGCCUGAACCUGAAGGUGAAGGCCCCACAUUUAUAGAAAAACCAACAAUUCAAUCAAAAGAUAAUGGAAAACUAGUUAUAAUGGGAUGCAAAGUUAAAGCUAAUCCCAAACCGACGAUUGUGUGGUACCACGAGGGAAAACAAAUCAGGGACUCGUCGAAAAUCAAAACCAGGGUCGAAGUAAAGGAAGACAUUUAUACAAUUGUAUUAGAACUCUUAGACCCUGGAAUUGAGGACUCCGGAUUGUAUAAAUGCAAUAUUAAAAAUGAUCUAGGGGAGCUCAAUGCAAAUCUUACGCUCAAUAUAGAAAUCAUUCCAGUUAUUAAAGAGAAACCAAAGAUCAUUAAAAUAGUUAAGAAGAAGACUGUGAUUGUUGAAUGUAAAGUAUUAAGUAAAUUUGCGCCUUCGUGUACAUGGUAUAAGGAAGCUAGUGCUGUUAAGGAAGAUUCAAGGCAUACAGUAUUGAUUGAGCCUGCGAGAGAGGGUGAAUUUACUGUGAAAUUAGAGAUUUCAAAUGUAAGCCAACAAGAUAAAGGAUCUUAUAAAUUGGUAGCUAAAAAUGAGAAAGGUGAAGCGACAUCACAACAAGUCGAAAUCAUUGACAUACCGGAAGAAAAGGGCGAAAAACCACAAAUUAUAAAACAUUUCAGAAGUUUGGCUAAAAAAGAAAACGAUGAAGCAGAGUUCGUUGCUGUGCUGAAGACCUCUGAUCAAUCAUGUAGAUGUACAUGGUACAAAAAUUCUACUAUAAUAAGAGAUUCUUCGGACGUUAGUACAUCAUUUGAUGGCACAAAUGCAAGACUGGUCAUAAGAAAAGUAACAUCAAGAUAUGUUGCCAACUAUAAAGUCGUAAUCAGAAAUGAAUUCGGUGAAGACGAAUCAAGUGCUGAUUUGACUUUGGUUGAGGAAAAGAAAAAGAAGAAAGAAAAAGAAGAAGAGAAGGAAGAAAUAACAGUGAUGGAAGAGUCCGAAGAGGAAAUGUCAAUUGUCGAAGAAAAAUCGAUAAUAGAAGAGAACCACAUAGAUGAAAGACAGGAGGAAACCAAAAAGACAUCGACCAAAAAAGUUACUAAAAAGCAAGAGGUUAAAGGUGAGAUCCAAAAUGAAGAGAUUACUAUGGAAUCACAAAACGCUGAAAGCAAAAUGGAAUCAAAAUCUCAAAGUAAAACAUCAGAAGUUGAAGAACAGGAAACCAAAAAAAUCCUUCAAAAGAAAACUGCUAAGAGUGCAGAAGAGAAGAAAGCACUUUUAGAAAAAAUUGAAUCAAAACAGAAAAAAGAAGCAGAUUCAGAAAAACAAAUAGAUGGGUUACCAAAACUCAAACCUGUGAAACCAAAAGAGGAACCAAAACAGGAGGAAAAAGAAACAACUAAGAAAACAGAAGAAAAGAAAAAAGUGGUACGAAAGAAGGUUGUUUCUAAGAAAAAGGAGGACGAUGACUUCGAGUUUGUUGACGAUUAUGAACGACCAGUAUUAGAAAAAUAUGAGCGAAUCACACCUACACCCCUAGAAAAAAGGGCUAAAGUGGAUGACACACCAAAGACAAAACGAGCUUCAUUGACCGGCAGUAUUAAAAGCGAACCUGAAGAUAGUGAAACGGAGCUUUCGAAAACCGCUGAGGUUCCUGAUAAAAAGAGUAAAACUGUGCGUAAAGACGAGGUCGUAGAACAACCUAGAAGAACAAGUAUUAAAAAAGGUAUUCUUAAGCCGGAAGAGCCCGUUGAUGAAAUAUCCAAAGUAAAAUUAUCAAAAACUUCAGUCAAACCAAAAGAAGAAAAUGUUGAUGAACCUAAAGUGGCUGAAAGUAAAAAACCAAUCAGAAAGCCGGAACAAGAAAAUGAAUUUGUAGAUGAUUACGAAAGCCCUGAGCUUGACAAAUAUGAUAAGAUUAGUCCAUCCGCAAUAGACAAAUCUAAGAAACAAAACGGCAUAAAAGAGGAUUCGCCACUUAAUGACAACUUCAAAAAACCAGAACUUGAGAAGUUCGAAAAGGUUAAACAAACAACUAAGUCAAAACAAGUAUCAAGUGAUACACAGGAUGAAACUGAUAUCAUGAAAGGAAAAAUCAAACCAAAACCAGAUGAUGAAGCAUCUGAAUUACCUAGUCUUCGUAAACGACCUGUAACAAAAGAGAAGGAGGAGGAUAAAAAAAUUGAAGAAAAACCAAAGACUAAGGCAAUAAAGAAAGACGAUAGUAAAAUUAAGAAACGUCCUUCUCUUAAGGAUAAAGAGGUUGAUGAAGAAGAAUAUAUUGACGAUUAUGAGCGGCCAGUAUUAGAAAAAUAUGAAAAAUUUACGCCUACACCCACAUCCAAACAACCAAAGGAAAAGGAAGAAACGCCAAAAGAAGUUAACAUUUCAUCAAUUCGUAGACGAAGUUCAGUUAAAGACAGAGUUGAGAUGGAGGUCGAUGACAUACAACAAGAACCUUCUGCAAAAGAGCAUAAAAUAUAUAAACCAGCUGACUUAAAAUUAAAUGAACAAAAGCCUCAGGCUAAUUUGGUCAAAGAUCUUAAAGAUACAUCUAAAGAAUCAAAUCAAGCAUCAACGCCCGAAAAAAUUCUCACUCCCAAUGAACAGGAACCUACAAUACGGCAUGAUGGUUCUCAAAACAAACGCGAUAGUUUGCCUAUUAAUAAACUUCGUCCUAGUGAUACGAAGGACGAAAAACAAUUAAAAAACAACCGUGAUAUAUCUGAGCUUGAAAAAACUACACCUUCAUCUAAAGAUAGACGACCAUCUAGCGACACUAAGAAUGAAACACAAGAAAAGCCUAAAUUAAAAGACAAUGAAGAAAAGUCCCUUCGUAAAAAAUCAACUAUUAAAGAUAAGGAUGUUGACAAAGGUGAAGACAUUAAAGAAUUAAAGAACUACAUAGAUAAACCACAACCAAAGAAACGAUCGUCACUAAAAGACACAAAGGAUGUGGAGGAAGAGUUCGUCGACGACUAUGAAAGGCCAGUCCUUGAAAAAUACGAAAAAAUAACACCAACACCACUUGAAAAAAGAAAAAAGGAUGACAAAACUCCUGAAGAUGUUUCUUCAGCUACAGUCCAAAGGCGACGUUCUGUUAAAGAUAAAGAUAAGCCAGAGCCAAUGGAUGUCGACGAAGAAGAAAGCUUCACUCAACAGAAAAAAACAAUUAAGCCUGGAGAUGCUCCCGAAGACGUUUCUUUAACACAUAAAACACCUGCUGAAAAAGAACUAACGGCGGGUGAGGCUAGAGCAAAUCUUAAAGUUAAAAAACCGGAAAUUAUUGAAGACAAGACAAUUAAACGGCCUAAAGACAAAACUAAACAGGUUGAAGAUACAGAAGAAUCAGUGAAUGUAUCCAAACCAAGAACAAAAACAAGUACGACAGCCCCCGAAGAGGCAUCACUUACGCAAAAAACACCCACGAAGAAAAAGCCAACGGAGGGUUCUGAAGCUGCUGCACUCAAGGUUAAAAGACCAGGAGUGGUCAAGAAAAAAGAUGAUGAUGCAGAGGAACCGCUUACAGUUCAAGGUGGUAAAUUUCAAGUACCACAACUCAAGAAAACCACAAAGAAAACACAGGACAAACCAAAAACAGCUACACUUGACAACGAAAACGGCAGCGGGUAUGAAUUGGACUUCGUUGAUGAUUAUGAGAGACCAGUUCUUGAAAAGUAUGAGAAGAUAACACCAACUCCUACUGUGCGAGAGAAGAAAGAAAAGGAAGUCUCGCAGACUGAAAGCCGACGUACUUCGACGUCAUCGGUACAAAGUGAGGUACAAGAAAUGAAAACGGAGAGCCGACGAAGCUCUAUCAUUGAGAACAAAGCUGUAAAGCUCACAAAGGAGACAGCAGAAAGCAGAAAAUCGUCGAUAUCUUCUAUAUCAGAGCAUGAACAAGUCUCCACAUUAAGAAAGGGAUCGCUCAAGACCGCUGUAAAACAAGAGGCCGUGAAUGAACUAGAAAAGGUUAAACUGAAGGAGACGAUGAAUGAAAACGAUGAAAGUAUUGACAAUGACAAAAAUGAACAAUUACACUCUUGGCGACCUACGAAUACAGACACUAAGGAUGAUGUUUCAAAGACACACCCAAAACGUAGUAUGAGCUUAGACCAGUCCAGGCCAAAAGACGUAAUAACGCGGAGUCAUAGUCAGAAUGAGGACACUGAGGGAAGAACUGACACUAAAGUUCAUAAUAGUUUGGAAAAUCGAAAAGGUUCAACUUAUAGUUCUUUCAUGCCUACACUUCGUGCUGAUAAUGAGGAAUCAAGUGAAGAUGACGAUUUUACAAAAUACACUGAAAUGCGACGUCUAACAGCUAUUGGUCGACAUAUAAGACCAAUUUAUCCUGACGAAGACGAGGAAAACAAUGCUAAUAUAAGUUCAGACACAUAUAAUACUAAAGCAGCAGAUAAAGAUGUAUCAGACGAAACGUCUGAGUCUCCAUAUCCAUGGCGUCGUCAAAAUAAAACUCAGGAGGUCUCUGAGGAAAGAUCUGAUACAAAUGACACACCAAAUAACACCACAGAAAACACACUUUAUCCAUGGAGAAAAACACAAGAGAUACCUACGCUCGUUGUACCAGAACCCGAAUCUAAACCAAACGAAAUAGCAUUUUCAUGGCAAGCUAUACCGGAAAUUCCUCAGGCUGAACAAACACCUGAAUUAGAGGAUACAUACAAACCAACUCUUCUCGAAACAAAACCUAGUACAGUACCAUGGAGGAGGUCACAAUCUCUUCAGGCAACAGACAAAGAAGAAAAUAAACCUUCAUUAGAAACAUCAGGUGUAAUUAGCAGCACCCCACAAAAUAUUGUUGACGAGAAACUUGCAACAAAAGAAGAAAAAAUAGAAGAACAAGCCAAAAAAGCGAAAAUCACAUCAGUUAAGAAAAAGGCAGAAGAUUUACCUGAGAUACCUGAUUACGAACGGCCCGAUCUUGAAAAGUUCGAAAAGAUGGAGUUUACAAAAACUACAAAGGAAAAAGCAGAAAAAGAUCAGGUUGAAAAACCAAAGGUUCCUGAGAUCAAGGCACCAGAAGAUGAACCUGCUGCACCUAAGAUCGAGGUCAGCCGAGAAAAGUCUCCUAAGCCUGAAACACCAAGAAAGCCUUCACUUUCACCAGUUCCCCCUGUAAGAAGAGGUUCUCUCAUUCCUCCACCGGAGGAAAUGGGUAGACGGCCCUCGCUUAUCAUCAGUGAUGAGGUCACGAAAUUGCGUCCUGGAGAAGUUUUAGACGAGAAAAAGAAACGUGGCAGACCGGGUGAAAUCGCGGACGAGCGAAGGAAAUCUGGUGACGCUAGAAGACCUUCCAUUCAAGAUUUAGAAGACUUGAUCAACAAACCUUCGGUACCCCUUAAACCACUUGGAAAUGAUGGUCCACCAUCGAUUGUAGACGUUCAAGAGAACUACACAGCCGUUGAAGAUCAAACUGGAUACAUCACAAUCCAAGUCGAGGGUAACCCAGCACCAACAUUCAAGUUCUACAAAGGCGUUACGGAAAUCAUCGAAGGAGGUCGCUUCAAAUUCAUCACCGAUGGUGAAACAGGCCUCAUCACACUUUGUAUGCGUAAAGUCAAGCCCAAUGAUGAAGGUCAAUACCGUGUUGUCAUCAGUAACAUUCACGGCGAGGAUUCUGCUGAAACAAUUCUUUACGUAUCUGAUUCCAGUGGUAUGGACUUCCGUGCCAUGUUGAAGAAACGAAAGUAUAAAAAAUGGGGUGAACCAAAGGAAGACCCCAAUUGGGGUGAUCUGAAAGAAGUAGAAAAACCACUGCCUGCUCUAAAGAAAGUGGAAAAGGGCUUAGAAACCGGAUAUUUUGAAGAUGACAAUCAAAUUGUGGUUGUGUCCGAGGGUCGCGAGAUGCUUAGAUUUCCAUCAGACAGGCGCAACUCCUCAAACUGGUCGUGGGUUAAGGGCAUAUAUCAAAUUCGGAGACGAAUGUCUUUACCCGAAAUUAUACCUGAUUGGCCUGAUUUGAUGGAGGCUGUCAAAAUAAAGAAACAAGAGACUUUCUUGAAACCCCUCGUAGAUCAAAACGCAAAAGAAGGUAAAGACAAGAAGGUUGUUUUCGAAGCUAUCUUCUCUAAGCCUAACUCUAAACCGAAAUGGUUGUUCCGUAAAGAUGAGCUUUUCCCAGGUUCAAAGUACAAGAUGACGAAUGAACAAGAUUCGUACAAAUUGAUAAUAAUGAACCCAAAAGUAGAGGACACGGGUAAAAUUACUAUUGAAAUUGGUGGUGUAACAUGUUCAGCGUUCUUACAAGUUGACGAACCAGAUCCAACAUAUACAUUCACCAAGCAUCUGAAGAAAACACUCACAGGUUUCACUCGGCAUGAGGUUUUGCUUGAAUGUGCUGUAUCAAACAGUUUGGCGAUUGUCUCAUGGUGGAAAGGCGAAGAAAAGCUGGAAGACAAUGACGAUAUUUCAAUAUCAAAAGACUUGUCUGGAGGUUGCAAAUUGAUUAUUAAGAAAGCUAAAAUGGAAGAUGCUGGCAAAUAUUCGUGCAGAAUUGAGAAGCAAACGGAAAAAACUGAAUGUGACUUGAAAAUUGUCGAAUAUGAAUACAAGUUCACCAAGGUACUGAAAUCACAGCAAGCCAUUGAAAAGGACACCAUCACCUUAAUUUGUGAGCUGGACGAUGCUGCUGGUGAUGUGAAAUGGUUUAAAAACGAUCAACCAUUUAAGGGUGAUAAGAGAGUCACAAUUGUGAAAGAAGGACGUAAACGAAAAAUUGUGAUCAAGGAUGCUAAAGUGACAGACGCCGGCAAUUUCAAAUGUGUAAGCAACGCAGAUGAGACCGCUUGCGAACUGAUCGUCAAUUACUCAAAUCGCUUCAACAAGAAGUUGAAGGAUACAGAAGCAAUUGAGAGGGAUAGAGUUGUACUUGAAGUGGAACUCCAAGAUCAGACAGCAGAAGCUGUGUGGUCGUUUAAUGGUCAACCCAUCGUCCCUGAUGACAGAAUUGAAAUCAAGAACCUGGGUGGUGGUAAACAUCAACUUAUAUUUAACAAAUUAGAAAUGGAAGACGACGGUGAAAUCUUAUGCGAGUCAGGAAAGCUGUCUUCGUCAUGUAAACUGUCCGUGAAGAAGGGAGAAUCUAAACCAACUAUCGAAUGUCCUGAUGAGUUCCACGGAACUGCCGGAAAUCCAUUCGUUAUAGAGGUGCCUUAUAAAAUUUCUGGCACACGAGUAUCGCAAAUUGAGGCCAAGCUUAUUAAAGACGGUAAAAUAUUACCAAACAAAGAAGUUGAGGCCGUGGUUGAACAGGAAAAAGUACUGUUCAAACUUAAGAAGCCGGUCAGAGAAGGCUCAGGAAAAUAUCAAAUUAAGCUUUCAAAUUCACAAGGCGAAGACGUUAAGGAUGUUAAUAUUAUAAUGCAAAGUGCACCGUCUCCACCUCAGAACGUGGAGGUUGCUGAAGUCUUCCAAACAUCUUGCGUUGUAACAUGGAAGGUACCGCAAGACGAAGGUGGAUCGCCAAUCAUUAAAUAUAUUAUUGAAAGACAGGACUUGUCACUUAAAGCAGCCUGGGACAAUGUCGCUGAGGUUGCACAGGGCGAACCAACCAAGUACAAGGUUGAGGAUCUGAUCCCCAAGAAAACAUACAAGUUCAGAAUCCGUGCUGUUAACAAGAUUGGUUCUAGUGAGCCUGGAAUGUUCUCGAAGCCAGUACUGGCGAAAGAUCCCUGGGAUGAACCAUCGAAACCAAAGAGUGUCUCAGUUGUGGAUUGGGACAAAGAUCACGCAGAUAUUAAAUGGGAGAAACCAGACAAUGAUGGCGGUGCUCCAAUCACUGGAUACUAUAUCGAGUACAAGGAGAAAUUCGGCAAAGACUGGGUAAAAGGAGUCGAAGUAUCUGGUGAUGUCCUGUCUGCAACUCAGGACCUCCUCAAGGAAGGCUGCACGUACGAGUUCAGGGUCCGUGCUGUCAACAAGGCUGGACCUAGUGAGCCAAGCGAGAGCACUAAGCCUAUUGUGGCUAAGUGCAGAUUCGUAAAACCGUAUAUCAUUGGCGAGGGUCUACAGGGCAUGAUUAUCAAGAAGGGUCAGGUUAUCACCUUUGAUAUCAAGUACGGAGGUGAGCCUGAACCCGAGGUGAAAUGGCUGAAAGGAGAAGAGAGACGCGGCAAGGCGUACACAGAGAAGGAAGUACAUGAUGAUGGUGAACGUAUCACCAUUGACAAGUAUGAGAGGAACACGGUGCUGACGGUUAGAAAGACCACGAGGCCAGAUAGUGGAAAAUACCAUUUGGUGCUGACAAACUCUUCGGGAACGUGUGAAAGUAUUGCUGAUGUUGUAGUACUAGACAAACCGAAUCGUCCAAAUGGCCCGCUCGAGGUUGUGGAAAUUCGUGCUGAGAAGGCAACAGUCAAAUGGCAGAAACCAGAUGACUGGCAAGGCUCCGACAUUACUGGGUACACGUUGGAGAAAUUGGAUAUGGACACUGGCAACUGGAUUCCUUGUGGUGAAACUGGUGCUGAACCCACUGAAUUCACGGUGAAGGGUCUCACGCCCAACCACAAGUACAAGUUCCGAGUUCGCGCUGUCAAUAAGGAGGGAGAGUCGGAGCCCUUGGAGACAGAUGGAUGCAUUGUUGCAAAGAAUCCGUAUGAUCCUCCAAAGGCACCUGGAAAGCCAGUUAUCAAUGAUUAUGACAACAUGUCAGUCACACUCCAAUGGGAGCCACCCACAGAUAACGGUGGCAGACCAGUUUUGGGAUAUGUCAUUGAGAUGAAAGACAAGUUUACUGCUGAUUGGAUUGAGGUAUUGAAGACAAAUGACAUCAAAACUGAAGCCAAGGUUGAAGGUUUGAAAGAGAAGAUGAUCUACCAGUUCCGAGUGAAAGCUUAUAACAAAGCUGGAGUUGGAGAUGCAUCUGAGCCUACGGACAAUCAUCUCUGCAAGCAUAGAAACUUGCGGCCACGUAUUGAACGAAGCACUUUCAAAUCGGUCAUCAUCAAGGCUGGUCGUACACACAAAUGGUCUGUGGAUGUGUUUGGUGAACCACCACCGGAAAAGACCUGGUCUUGGCGCGAAAAUAUUAAACUUGUGAACACUGAGCGCAUCAAGAUAGAAAAUCAAGAUUACCACACAGAUUUUACAAUUGUCAAUGCUGUGAGAAGAGACACUGGCCAAUACACUCUGAGGGUUGAAAAUUGCAAUGGCUUUGACCAGGAGACUGUUGAACUUACAGUGCUCAGUAAACCAAGUGCACCUAAAGGACCUCUGGAAGUACUUGAUGUCCAUGCAGAAGGGUGCAAGGUCAGAUGGGAGAAGCCCGAAGAUGAUGGCGGCUCACCAGUCAAAGAGUAUGAAGUUGAGAAAAUGGAUCUCGCCACCGGAAAGUGGGUGCGAGUUGGAAGGGUUGCUGGUGAUAAGAAACCUCUGGAGAUGGAGGUGACUGGACUGGAGCCAGGUCAUCAGUAUAAGUUCAGAGUCUCUGCAGUCAACGAUGAGGGUGACUCAGAACCUCUUGAGGCUGAGAAGGCUAUACUAGCUAAGAAUCCUUAUGAUGUUGCCGAUAAGCCUGGCAACGUAGAAGUCGCUGAUCACGACAACCAGAGCGCAGAAAUCAAAUGGGAUCCUCCAUCUUCGGACGGUGGUGCGCCCAUACAGAAGUACAUCAUACAGAAGAGACCAAAGGGUGGCAACUGGGAAGAUGCCGCUGAGGUACCUGGCAACGCGACCAGUGGCAAAGUGGAAGGUUUGCCCGAGGGCGGUGAGUUCGAGUUCCGAGUGAUUGCGGUCAACAAGGCCGGGCCCUCGGAGGCAUCCGAGCCCACCAAGAUGACCACAAUCAGACAUAAAUCAUUGAAGCCACGCAUCGACCGCACCAAUUUGAAGGCUUUGACAGUUCGCGCUGGAAAGCCAAUAUUCUUCGAUGUGAAUGUGAAGGGAGAACCAGCGCCAAAGGUGCAGUGGUUCCAGAAGUGGAAGAAGGAAGAAAAGGAGGUGACAGAGAACGUGGUAAACGUGGAUUACAACACGAAACUGGACAUCAAGGAGUCAGUGCGCGCUAUGAGUGGCGUGUACCGUAUCCUGGCCACCAACCAGCACGGCAAAGACGAAGCCGAGGUGGAGAUCACCGUGCUCUCGUCUCCGAGCAAACCGGGCGGCCCGCUCAAGGUCACUGACGUCACCAAGAACGGCUGCAAGCUGGCCUGGAAGAAACCGGAGGACGAUGGCGGUAAGCCAGUGACCGGCUACGUGGUAGAGAAACUGAACAAGGCUACCGGCAGAUGGGUGCCGGUGGGCAAGACUGACGAUACAGAGAUGGAGAUCAAGGGACUGCAGGAAGGAGAGGAGUACGAGUUCCGCGUCAGAGCCGUCAAUGAUGAGGGAGAGAGUGAGCCGUUGAAAACAGAUCACUCCAUUGUGGCUAAGAAUCCUUAUGACAUCCCCGGUAAGCCCUCAGUGCCUACCAUCGAGGACUGGGACGUUGACCGCGUGGACCUCAAGUGGGAGGCGCCCAAGAACAAUGGCGGAGCUCCCAUCACUGGCUACGUCAUUGAGAAGAAGGACAAGUUCGGCACCUGGCAGGAGGCACUUGUCACUACGACACCAGAAUGCAAGGCCAGGGUGCCAGAUCUGAAGGAAGGCAACACGUACCAGUUCCGCGUGCGUGCUGUCAACAAGGCGGGUCCCGGAGAACCCGGGGAACCCACACAACCGCACCUGGCUAAGGCCAGGUUCUUGAAGCCGCUCAUAAACCGAGACAAGAUGGUGGCGGUGCGUGUCCGUGCCGGUACCACCAUCAGAUUGGACGUGGACAUCAAGGGUGAACCUCCACCGACCAAGACCUGGACCUUCGCAAACAAGGUCAUCGAGACCGGACCUGGGUUCAAGCUCGAGAACGAGGACUACAACACCAGGCUGCAGAUAUUCGAGUCCUCGUGGAAGAACUCCGGUAUAUAUACCCUGAAGGCGGAGAAUGACUCAGGGAAAGACGAGGCUACUGUCGAAAUUACUGUACUGGAUAAACCAGGCAAGCCUGAAGGUCCACUGGAGGUGUCUGACGUCCAUGCUGAACACGUGAAGCUGGCGUGGAACAAGCCCAAACACACGGGCGGGUUGCCGCUCAGCGCUUACAUCGUUGAGAAGAUGGACACCCUCACCGGCAAGUGGUCACCUGCCGGCACCAUUGACCCGGACGUCACACAGGCUACAGUUACUGGCCUAGAACCAGGUAGAACUUACCAGUUCCGCGUGAAGGCGCUGAACGAGGAAGGCGAGUCGGAACCCUUGGAGACAGACCAUGGCAUCCUCGCCAAGAAUCCAUACGACGUCCCGGCGCCGCCAGGUCUGCCGGACAUCGUGGACUGGGACGAGAAGUCAGUCAAGUUGAAGUGGGAGCCGCCCAUCCGGGAUAACGGAGCGCCAAUCACCGGAUACGUCAUUGAGUUCAUGGAUCGAGAUAGGGGCGAGUUUGUGAAGGCUGCUGAAGUACACGGCAACGUGUGCCAGGGAACCGUUCCGAAGCUGGAGGAGGGCAACCAGUACCAGUUCCGAGUGAGAGCCAUCAACAAGGCGGGGCAGUCCGAACCCUCCGAGAAUACCAACUGGCACACCGCGAAGCCAAGAUUCCUGAAACCACGCAUCGACCGCACAAAUCUGAACCCCAUCACAGUCAAGGCUGGCCUGCCAGUUUCUUUAGACGUGAAGGUCUUUGGUGAACCACCAGCCACCGUCACCUGGCACUUCAAGGACCAAGAGCUGAGCAACCGCGAGAACCUGGAGAUUAUCAAUGUGGACUAUAAUACCAAGUUCCUGAUGAUGAAGACGAAGCGGGCGAACAGCGGGAAGUACGUGAUCAAGGCGAAGAACGAGGUUGGGGAAGACGAGGCUGAGGUGGAAAUCACUGUGCUUGGUAAACCGUCGAAGCCUCAAGGACCGCUGGAAGUGUCAGAUGUCACCAAGAACGGCUGCAGCCUGGCGUGGAAGAAGCCGGAGGACGAUGGCGGCUCUCCCAUCGAGUACUACGAGAUUGAGAAACUCGACCCGCUUACAGGACAAUGGAUACCGUGCGGCACUGCAAAGGACUGCAAAGCCAACGUAGCAGGCCUGCAGGAAGGCAAACCUUACAAGUUCAGAGUAAAGGCCGUCAACAAGGAGGGAGAGUCCGAAGAACUAGAGACUGAGAAGACUAUUGUUGCCAAGAAUCCGUUUGAUGAGCCUGGCAAGCCUGGCCGACCAGAGCCGAGAAAUUGGGACAAGGACUUUGUGGAGCUGGAGUGGUCCGCGCCCAAGGACGAUGGCGGUGCACCCAUCACGGGCUACAUCGUGCAGAAGAGGGAGAAGGGAGGACGAACAUGGCAAGACUGCCUGAAGACGUCGGGCGAGCGGCCGUGCGGGCGCGUGACCGACGUGGAAGCUGGUCACGAGUACCAGUUCAGGGUGCUGGCCGUCAACAAGGCUGGACCUGGCGAACCCUCGGAUCCCAGCAAGAGUGUCAUCGCCAAGCCGAGAUUCUUGGCACCCAAAAUUGACCGCAAGAACCUCCAGAAACGCAAGAUCAAAGUGGGACAGACCCUCAAAUUCGAAGCGGACGUUCAAGGAGAACCGGAACCCACAAUCACGUGGGCUCUGAACGACAAGACCCUCAAAUCAGAUGAGAGGCUGAAGAUAGAGAACCAGGAUUACCACACCACUUUCACGCUGCUCAAGGUGACCAGGGCUGACGGUGGAAAAUACGUGGUGUCUGCGAAGAACGAUUCCGGCGUCGACAGCGUGGAGAUUGAGGUUUCUGUUGUUAGCAAGCCCGCCAAACCCAAGGGACCUUUGAAGGUAUCAGACGUGAAAGCAGACGGCUGCAAGCUUAAGUGGGAGGCUCCUGAAGACGACGGAGGCGAACCCAUCGAGAGCUAUGUGGUGGAGCGGAUGGACACGGAGACAGGGCGCUGGGUGCCCGUGUGCACGACCAAGACUCCCGAGGCUGACGUCACGGGACUCAACGAGGGCAAGGACUACAUGUUCAGGGUCAAGGCUGUCAACCCCGAGGGCGAGAGUGAGCCCUUGGUUACAGAGACAGCGACGACCGCAAAGAAUCCAUAUGGCGAACCGGAUGCUCCCGGCAAACCGGAAUUCAAGGACUGGAGUGCGAACCACGUGGACCUCAAGUGGGAGAAGCCCACCAACGAUGGUGGCGCACCCAUUACCGCAUACAUUGUGGAGAAGAAGGAUCGCGACACUGGCAAAUGGGUGAAGGCGGUCGAGGUCCCUGGAAACAAAACAGAGGCUCGAGUGCCAGACCUGAUCGAGGGAAAGACCUACCAGUACCGGGUGAAGGCCGUGAACAAGGCUGGGCCGGGCAAGGCGUCCCAACCCACCGAGAACCUGCUGGCUAAGGACAGAUUUGCUCCGCCCCGCAUCGACCGCAGUAACAUGCGCGACCUCACGCUGAAGGCCGGACAGAACAUCAGACUGGAUGUGAAGGUGUCGGGAGAACCGCCUCCGACCAAGACCUGGUUCCACAACAAGGAACGUCUCUCCACUCGGGAAGACCUAUCAGUGGACGUUGAGGACUACAGGACCAAGCUGUCUGUGGUGAUAGCGAGCAGGAAGCACAGCGGCACCUAUGUGCUGAAGGCAGAAAACAGCAGCGGCAGGGACGAGGCUACCAUCCAGAUCAUUGUGCUGGAUGUACCGGCCAAGCCUGAAGGACCGCUGAAGAUCUCAGAUGUACACAAAGAAGGCUGCAAUCUCAAAUGGAAUGCACCUUUGGAUGACGGUGGUGCUCCCAUAGACCACUACCUGGUUGAGAAGCUGGAUACCGAGACAGGAAGAUGGCUUCCAGCACUCAAGACCAAAGAUCCAAAGGCUGAAAUCGAAAACCUGGUCCCAGGACAUGAAUACAAGUUCAGAGUGUCUGCGGUGAACAACGAGGGUGUUUCAGAACCAUUGGAUGGUGAACACUCGAUCAUUGCUAAGAAUCCAUUCGACGAGCCCGGUAAGCCCGGCACACCCGAGGUGGUGGACUGGGACAAGGACCACGUGGAGCUCAAGUGGCAGAAGCCGAUCAAAGAUGGCGGCGCACCCAUCACGGGCUACGUCAUCGAGAAGAGGGAGGUCGGCUCGCCCAAGUGGGUGAAGGCUUGUGAAGUGGGACCCAACGACAACGACAAAGCGACCGUAGGUAAUCUGGACGAGGGCACAGAGUAUGAGUUCCGUGUCCGGGCUGUCAACGAGGCGGGACCAGGCGAGCCUAGCGACGCCAGCAAAUCUGUCACCUGCAAGCCCAGACGAUUGGCACCAAAGAUUGACCGGCGUAACCUUCGCGCUAUCAAAGUGCGUGAAGGCGAGCCGAUAUCUCUGGACGUGAAGGUGUCGGGUGAACCCGCCCCAGAGGUCACGUGGUCGCUCAACAGCAAGAUCGUUAUCUCCGGCAAUGGACUUAAACUUGUGAACGUGCCUUACCUGAGCAAGUACCAACACUCGAGUCCGCGUCGCAAAGACUCCGGCACGUAUAAGAUACAGGCGGUCAACAAGUACGGACAAGACACCGCCGAGUUGGACAUCACAGUUGUUGGAAAACCAGAGAAGCCUGAAGGACCUCUAGAAGUGUCGGACAUUCACAAAGAGGGCUGCACCCUCAAGUGGAAGAGGCCCAAAGACGACGGUGGAGAGCCGAUCGAGGCGUACGUCGUCGAGAAGUUCGACACGGAGACCGGGACAUGGCUGCCGGUCGGAAAGACCAUCGGCAAUGUGCCUGAAAUGGAGGUCGACGGCUUGAUUCCUGGCCACGAGUACAAGUUCCGGGUGAAGGCCGUCAACAAAGAAGGAGAGUCAGAACCGCUAGAGACAUUCGGUGCCAUCGUCGCUAAGGAUCCGUUCACGGUACCCGAGGCGCCUUCAGCACCGGUACCCGAAGACUGGUCUGGCAGCCAUGUUGAGCUGAAGUGGUCGGCUCCGAUCUCGGACGGCGGCUCGGCAAUCAUCGGCUAUAUAGUCGAGAUGAAAGACAAGUAUAGCCCGCUGUGGGAGAAGGCGAUAGACACACAUUCGCCAACGCCUGCUGCUACUAUCAAUGGACUAAUAGAAGGCAACGAGUACCAGUUCCGUGUAAUAGCGGUCAACAAGGCUGGUCAAAGUAAACCUUCGGACGCCAGCAAGACAUUCACGGCCAAGCCGCGCUUCCUUGCGCCCAAGAUCGACAGGAGACACCUUCGAGACGUGACGCUGUCUGCUGGAACCACUCUGAAGCUGGAGGCGGUCAUCACAGGAGAACCAGCGCCAGCUGUUGAAUGGAGAUAUCAAAACAUGCCGCUACGUCCAUCGAAGGCGGUGACGAUCGACUCGCCAGACUACUUCACCAAGCUCGUGGUGCGACCCGUGCGCCGCGACGACUCUGGAGAGUACACGGUCACCGCUGUGAACUCAACCGGCAAAGACACGGUCACCAUCAAGGUGUUGGUGACGGACAAACCGUUGAAACCGGAGGGACCGUUACAGAUAUCGGACGUGCACAAAGAGGGCGCCACCCUCAAGUGGAAGCGGCCCAAGGACGACGGCGGCGCACCCAUCGAGUACUACCAGAUCGACAAGCUGGACACGGAGACAGGAGUAUGGGUUCCGUGCGCCAGGUCCGAGGAGCCUCGGUGCGAUGUGACCGGUCUGACUCCCGGCAAGGAGUACAAGUUCCGCGUGGCCGCUGUCAACACGGAGGGAGAAUCAGAGCCUCUGGUGUCGGAGACCAGCAUUGUUGCCAAGAAUCCAUUUGACGAGCCCGGUGCUCCCGGCACUCCAACAGUGACAGACUGGGACAAAGAUCACGUGGACCUCAAGUGGACACCGCCGAAGGAAGAUGGCGGUGCGCCCAUCGAGGGUUACGUGGUGGAGAAGAAAGACAAGUUCGGCAACUGGGAGAAGGCGUUGGAGGUUCCGGCAGAUAAGACCAACUGCACCGUGCCCGAUCUGGUGGAAGGACAGACUUACGAGUUCCGCGUACGCGCGGUGAAUAAGGCUGGGCCAGGAACUCCUAGUGAUAGCACGCACCCCAUUGUGGCCAAGCCUCGCAACCUGGCGCCCAAGAUUGACAGGACGAACCUGAUCGAUGUAAAGAUCAAGGUCGGACAGAAGUUCGCUUUCGACGUCAAGGUGUCGGGAGAACCGAUGCCGGAGACCAAGUGGUUCCUCAGCAAGCGCGAGGUGAAGACGUCAGGCGACACGAAGGUGCAGCAUGGAGACUACAACACGAAGAUUACGUGCAAGAGCGCGCGCAGAGGUGACAGCGGCCGGUACACCAUCACCGCGGAGAAUUGCAACGGCAAGGAUGUGGCCGAGGUCGAGGUGAUCGUACUGGACGUGCCCAGCCCGCCAGGUGGUCCACUCAAGGUAUCGGGUGUGCACGCAAACGGUGCGACACUGUCAUGGAACCCACCCGCAGACGACGGCGGGCAGCCCAUUGACAAGUACGUCGUAGAGCGGAUGGACGAGGCGACUGGCCGUUGGGUGAACGCUGGCGAGACUGACGGGCCCGUGACAACCCUGGCCGUCGACGGACUUCAGCCCGGACACAAGUAUAAGUUCCGCGUCAGGGCUGUCAACAGACAAGGAAAGUCCGAGCCGCUCACAACGCCACACGCGACGGAGGCAAAGAAUCCCUUCGACGUGGCAAGCAAACCUGGCACACCCAGGAUUAAGGACUUCGACAAGGACUUUGUUGAGCUUGACUGGACUAGGCCAGACAGUGACGGAGGCGCGCCCAUUACAGGAUAUGUCAUUGAGAAGAAGGAUAGAUUCUCGCCUGAUUGGGAGGAAUGUGCUCAGAUCGAAGGUGACGUGACAUCUGGUAAAGUGCCGGAUCUGAUAGACGGAAACACGUACGAGUUCCGCGUUCGUGCUGUCAACAAGGCAGGCAAAGGUGAACCUAGCGAUGGAACUGCUCCUCAUCUUGCAAGACCUAAAAACCUGCCACCGAAGAUCGAUAGGAACUUCAUGUUCGAUAUCAAGAUAAAGGUUGGACAGAACUUUGAACUUGACGUACCAGUUGCUGGAGAACCAACACCUACUAAAGAAUGGAUUCACGCUGAUAAUGUCGUAUUAAAUACUGACAGGAUAAAAAUCGUUAACGACGACCAUUCUACUAAAAUCAGAGUCGUGGACGCUAAACGAAUCGAUACAGGAGUGUAUACACUCAAAGCUAAAAACAUCAACGGCACUGAUACAGCGACUGCUAAAAUUUUAGUUAUGGACGUACCUACAGCUCCAGAAGGACCUCUUAGAGUUGAUGAUAUCACAAAAUCUGGCUGCACAUUGAGAUGGCGUCCUCCUAAAGAUGACGGUGGAUGUGAGAUAACACACUAUGUUGUCGAGAAAAUGGACCAAGAAAACUUACGCUGGGUACCUGCCGGAGAAGUACAAGGAACCAAUAUUAGGAUUGAUCAUCUCAUCGAGGGACAUGAUUAUAACUUCCGUGUCCGCGCUGUGAAUAGAUUAGGUGAAUCUCAACCACUUGUUGGGCAAGAGCCAAUCACUGCCAAAGAUCCCUACGGUACUCCAGAUAAACCUGGAACCCCUGUUGUCAAGGAUUGGGAUAAGGAUCAUAUGGAUAUUGAAUGGGUUCCACCAAAGAAGGAUGGUGGUUCACCAAUAACUGGAUAUGUCAUUGAAGCUAAGAAGAAAUACGGACCGUGGGAAGUCGCAGCGACUGUUCCUGGUAAUACAACGACUGCCACGAUUCCAGGAUUGCAAGAAGGUGAAGAAUAUGAAUUCAGAGUAAUUGCUGUUAACAAAGCUGGUAAUGGAGAGCCUAGCGAUGCUUCAACACCGCAAGUCGCUAAAGCCAGAUUCUGCGCUCCAACAUUCGACAAAAUGCUCCUGGCUGAUAAGACUGUCAAGGCUGGUCAAAGAAUACAGUAUGAAAUACCAAUAGAAGCGGCACCGAAACCAACUGUCGAAUGGCAGAUUAACGGCAAAACUGUUCAGCCAUCAGAUAGAAUCGACGUACAGAUAUUACAUAACAGAGUCAUUUUAGACAUUCCAUUUUCAGUUCGUGCCGAUGGAGGCAUUUACAAACUGACUCUUAAGAAUGACUUGGGUGUUUGCUCGGCAAGUGCACAAGUCACUGUUCUGGACAAACCGUCUAGACCAGAGAAGCCGUUAGUAGUGUCUGACGUCACUAAAGAUUCCUGCUCACUAUCUUGGAAAGUACCCCUCGACGACGGAGGUUCGCCGAUAUUGCAUUAUGUUAUUGAGAAAAUGGACUUAACUCGUGGUACUUGGUCAGAUGCUGGUAUGAGUACAUACCUGUACCAUUCUGUAACAAGAUUAAUUCAUAAGAAGGAGUAUUUGUUCAGAGUAAGUGCAGUCAACGCAAUUGGACAAUCUGAACCAUUAGAACUUGAUCGGGCAAUCGUUGCUAAGAAUGAGUUUGAUGAACCAACAGCGCCUGGAAAACCGCAAGCGACUGACUGGAGCAAGAACCACGUUGACCUGGAAUGGACUCCGCCCAAAUCUGAUGGUGGCUCACCAAUUACCGGAUAUAUUAUUCAAAAGAAAGAAAAGGGUAGUCCUUACUGGGUCAACGCAGCCCAUGUGCCAUCUAAUAAAAACAAGGCUACAAUUCCUGAUUUGGUGGAAGGACAAGACUAUGAGUUCAGAGUGAUCGCUGUGAACCAAGCUGGACAAUCCGAACCAAGUGAACCAUCUGAUAUUAUCACUGCUAAAGACAGAUUUGUUGCGCCAAAGAUCCUUACACCACUCAAGGAGAUCAGCAUCAAGGCUGGCCUCAUUUUCCACUUAGAUGUGGACUUCAUUGGUGAACCAACACCUGAAGUUAAAUGGACUUGCAACGGCAAACCCGUUGUUACAAACGAGAGAACAACAGUAACAUCAGUUGGCCACCACACUAUCAUUCACACGGUCAAUUGUAAGAGAACAGAUGCCGGCAAAUAUAAUUUAUCAUUAAAGAACGAUUCUGGUUCGGACGAAGGCAGCUUCGACCUAAUCGUACUAGAUGUGCCCGGACCUCCAGAGGCUCCUAUCACAUAUGAAGAAAUCACAGCACAGUCAGUCACGCUAUCGUGGAAAGCACCUAAAGACACAGGUGGCAGUGAACUCACUGCUUAUGUCAUUGAGAAACGUGAUCUGACUCACGGUGGAGGUUGGGUUCCAGCCGUCACUUACGUCAAUCCAAGAAACACACACGCUACUGUACCGAGAUUAUCUGAGGGCACAAAAUACGAAUUCAGAGUAUUUGCUGAGAAUCUUCAAGGUCGCUCGGAACCGUUAGUUACUGACAAAUCUGUAGUCGCCAAAAACCAAUACACUGUCCCCGGAAAACCUGGCAAACCUGAGCUUGUCUCCGCAGAUAAGGAUCACAUUAAGAUCAAAUGGCCUUCGCCUAUAUCGAACGGUGGAUCAAAUAUUAUCGGUUACGACGUUGAAAGGCGUGACAAAGCUACCGGUCGGUGGAUCAAAGUUAACCGUGAACCGGUUAGGUUCAACGAAUACAAAGACGAUAGAGUACAAGAAGGUCACCAGUACGAAUAUAGAGUAUCUGCUAUUAAUGCCGCUGGCGCUGGUCAACCUUCAGAUGAAUCGAAUGUAUUUAUCGCUAAGCCAAUGAAGGAGAAGCCUAAGUUGAGCUUAGACCAUCUGAUUGGCCGCAAGAUUAAGGUGAGAGCUGGUGAACCAAUCAACAUUAACAUUCCAAUUGCCGGUGCUCCGACACCGACCGUUUCGUGGACCAAAGGAUCUAUUCCUCUCGUACCUUCGCACAGACUGUCCUCAGAAACGACAGCAGACAUUACUAAACUCAGCAUCGAGAAAUCGACUCGCGAUGAUGCUGGUAAAUACACAAUCACAGCGUCCAACGAGCAUGGUAAAGAUUCAGCUGAUAUCGAGGUUAUCGUUGUGGACAAGCCUGGACCACCAAAGGGUCCAUUGUCAUGCAUGCCAAUCACUCACGAUACCAUGAGCCUGACUUGGCAACCACCUACUGACGAUGGAGGCAGUGAAAUCACUGGUUACAUCGUCGAAGUGGCAGAAUUCGGUGUAAACGAUUGGCGAACAGUCGCCGGCUUCUGUCCUAAAUGCUCAUUCAACGUCAAGAACUUGACUGAAGGCAAGAAAUACGUAUUCCGAGUUCGUGCUGAGAACUUAUACGGUAUAUCUGAGCCACUGGAGAGCAAACCGAUCAUUGCCAAGUCACCAUAUGAUCCACCAGAUGCACCUGAUACGCCUAGGAUUACUGGCUACAGUGCUAACAGCUGCUCACUGGAAUGGGAGCCGCCAGCUAACACUGGUGGUAAACCAAUCAGUGGGUAUUAUGUUGAAAAGCGAGAACGCGGAGGCGAAUGGAUUAAAGUUAACAACUACCCAACGCCAAACACAUGCUACACCGUCCAGGACUUACGCGAAGGAAAUCGUUAUGAGUUCCGCGUUAUUGCGGUUAACGAAGCCGGGCCUGGCAAACCAAGCAAGCCCACAGAAUCUAUUGUCGCUGAGACACAGAGGCUUAAGCCUAGCCCGCCAGAGGCACCCAAACCGGACAGAGUUACCAAAGACUCUGUCACAUUAUCUUGGAGACCGCCUAAGAACGACGGUGGAUCUAAAAUUAAAGGAUACAUCGUCCAACAGAAAGCCAAAGGAGACAAAGACUGGAAGGACGUCAACGAUACGCCUAUACCGAGCCUCGUUCACACAGUACCGAAUCUCAAAGAGGGAGGAGAAUACCAGUUCAGGGUUAUCGCUGUAAAUGAUGUCGGCAAAUCUGAACCAAGCAAACCAACAUCAGACAUCACAAUCGCAGAACAGCCGAAUAAACCAUGCAUGGACCUUAGCGGUGUUAGAGACAUCACAGUCCGCGCCGGUGAAGACUUCUCCAUUCACGUUCCAUACACUGGCUAUCCACAACCCACUGCUUCAUGGUUUGCAGAUGACAACCUUCUAGAUGUCGAAGGUGAUUCGAGAAUCUUCCAAAAACUAACUCCGGAUUCCGCCUCACUUGUUGUGAAGGACGCUAAGAGAUCAGAUGGUGGACAGUACCGCUUACAGCUACGUAACCCGUCCGGUUACGAUACGGCUACUAUCAACGUCCGCGUAUUGGACAGACCGGGUAAGCCGGAGAACUUACGCGCGGAUGAAUUCGAAGGCGAAGCAUUAACCUUAUACUGGAACCCGCCCAAAGACAAUGGCGGUGGUGAAAUCACUAACUACGUGGUGGAGAAACGUGAAGCACGAACACCGACCUGGACUAAAGUUUCCGGAUAUGUCACCACGCCGUUCUUACGCGUGAAGAACCUGAGCGUUGGAAGGAGUUACGAGUUCCGCGUGAUGGCUGAGAACCAGUACGGUCAAUCUGAACCGGCGCAGACUCUUGAACCAAUCAGAGCCAGACAUCCGUUCGAUCCCCCAGGGGCACCUGGUGCUCCGAGGUCUGUUGAAACUACAGAGUCUUCUAUUACAAUAACAUGGUCCAAGCCACGUCACGAUGGCGGAUCACCAAUCACAGGAUACAUUCUCGAGAAGAGAUUGAUAACUGAUGAUAAAUGGAUUAAGGCGUGCCACGCCCACAUUCCAGACACUACGUAUAAGGUGACGGGGUUGAUAGAGAACCAUGAGUAUGAGUUCAGGGUGUCUGCAGUGAACGCAGCAGGACAGGGUCCGUGGUCUGCGAGCUCAGAUGCUAUCCGCGCUUGUGCGCCUCCUAACGCGCCGCGCAUCACCAGCGACUUGAGCCUCAGGGACAUCACCGUCAUUGCUGGCGAAGAGAUCAAGAUCACCGUGCCAUUCACCGGAAACCCGAUACCGAAGGUAUCCUGGAUGGUCAAUAAUGAGGAGGUGUUCCCUGACCAUCGCAUCCGCUUCGUUACUUCAGAGCGGGACACCGUGUUCAUUAACACCAGUGCCAAGCGGUCUGACACCGGAUCAUACUCCGUCAAGCUGGUGAACAGCGAGGGUUCUGACAGCGGCACUUGCAGGGUACUGGUAGUGGACAAACCAUCUCCACCGCUGGGUCCACUCGAUGUGUCCGACAUCACGCCGGACACGUGUACGUUGUCAUGGAAACCACCACUGGACGAUGGCGGCUCACCGAUCACCAACUACAUAGUUGAGAAAAUGGACAAUGUUGGAGUCUGGUCAAAGAUUUCAUCAUUCGUGCGCAGCUGUCAUUACAAUGUAAUGGGUCUAGAGCCUAAUCGCAAGUACAUGUUCCGCGUGCGCGCCGAGAACCAGUAUGGUGUGUCCGAGCCCUUAACAAUGGACGACUACAUCACUGCCAAGUUCCCAUUCACGGUGCCCGACGCUCCCGGCACCCCUCGCGUGACGGAGUGGGACGGAUCAAGCGCGACCGUAGUCUGGGACCGGCCGCGCUCUGACGGCGGCGCCAGGAUCCAGGGCUACAAGGUGGAAUUCCGGGACCUCAAGGACUCCGUGUGGUCCAGCGCAGACUACCUUGUCAAGGACUGCAACUACCAGGCGUACAACUUGGAGCCCGGACACGAGUAUGAGUUCCGCGUGCGUGCCAAGAACGCCGCCGGGCUCAGUAAGUACUCGGGUUCGUCUCAAGCGUUCCGCGUGCGUGCACGAGCCGGUCCGCCGAGUGCGCCGCGGUCGCCGCGCGUACUGCGUGUCGGACGCAACUACGUCGACCUGGCGUGGGAAGCGCCCUCUAGCGACGGUGGCUCUCGAAUCACGGGAUACGUCAUUGAACGUCGCGAGGCGUCCAGCUCAGUGUGGGUCAAGUGUAACGACUACAACGUGUUGGACACCAGCUUCACAGCGCUCAACCUGACGGAGAGAGCAGACUUCGAAUUCAGGAUCAUAGCUGUUAACUCUGCAGGCAAAUCUGAACCUUCAACUUGUACAACACCUGUACGUACCGGAGAUGAAGCUGGCGGGGCGAAGCCCGAAUGGCUGAAGAGACUGCCAGCCAACAUGGCGACGCCGCUCGGUAGACCCUGCGUUAUGGAGUGUGUGGCUUCUGGAAGUCCCACGCCAACCGGAAGGUGGCUGAAGAACGGCCGAGAGGUUGUACUUGGUACUAGAUUUAUUUCGGAGAGCCGCGAGGGAACUCUGCGGCUGCACAUCACAGAGGUGACGGAGGCUGAUGAGGGAGACUACACUUGCGAGGCGCACAACUCUCACGGACACGUAUACUGCAGCGUGCAUCUGAAGAUCGGAAGUCCGCCACGAAUCACUCGAAUGCCUGGCGACCUGCACCUGCCCGAACAUGAAAACACCAAGAUAAAGAUUCUGUACACGGGCGACCAGCCCGCUGACGUCACACUGUCGCGCGACGGUCGACAGAUCGCAGAGUCGCAACACCUGAAGUUCACCGUGUUCGACGAUUAUAUACUUAUAUUCAUUAAGGACAUCACCAAAGACGAUAUGGGUACAUACAAGGUGACAAUAAAGAACAAUUCGGGCGAGACAUCAGACUCGUUCUCGAUCUCAGUCACCGGUCUUCCCGGACCACCUCAAGGUCCUCUGGAGACCACAGACAUCACUAAACACACGUGCACGCUAUCGUGGAGGCCUCCCGCGUACGACGGCGGCCUUCCGGUCACUCACUACGUCGUGGAGAGGAUAGACGUGUCUGGAACCACCUGGAUUACCAUCGCGUCUUCUGUGAGGGACACCAAGUUCACCGUUCACGGCCUGACGGAGGGACAAGAGUAUAACUUCAGGGUGCACGCUGCCAAUGAUAAUGGUAUUGGACCUGGAUUAGAAGGCGUUAAUCCUGUCAAGGCAAAGGCACCAUUCGACCCACCGUCAGCACCUGGAGUUCCGAAGAUUUUGGAAGUUGGAGGUCACUUCGUGCACCUGGAAUGGGAUAAGCCAGAGAGCGAUGGAGGCGCUAGAAUACAAGGUUACUGGGUGGACAAGCGCGAAGUUGGCUCGCAGAGCUGGCAACGUGUGAACCCAGGGCUGUGCGUAGCGACGCAGCUCAACUGCGCCAACCUGAUCGAGGGUCGCCAGUACGAGUUCCGCGUGACCGCGCAGAACGAGGCUGGUCUGUCACCGCCGAGCACUAACAGUCAGCAAGUACGCCCACAAGACCCCACCGCCGCAACACCGCCAGAGAUAGUGAAGCCAUUGCGCAACGCCAAUUGCAUCCAGUACCACAACGCCAAGUUCCAGUGCACCAUCACCGGAUCACCGCGGCCUACCAUCACCUGGUACAAGGGUGCUCGUGAGAUAACGAACGGUCCUCGUCACCGCAUCUGGAGCGAAGGUGACGUGAACUAUCUGACGGUCCUUGACGUAUACGGCGAAGACGCAGACGAGUACGUGUGUCGCGCCGUCAACAAGGCGGGUGCCAAGAGCACGCGAGCUGAGCUUCUUAUCAUGACCGCUCCCAAGCUGAACGUACCGCCACGUUUCCGUGACUCAGCAUAUUUCGACAAGGGAGAGAAUGUCGUCAUCAAGGUGCCAUUUACCGGACACCCCGUGCCGAAGAUCACUUGGCAACGGGAGGGAGAGAGCAUAGAGUCUGGUCUGCACUAUCAUGUCGAGAGAAAGGAACGCCACGCUAUCCUGACAAUCCGGGACGCAAGUAAACUGGACUCAGGUCCGUACCGCAUCACCGCUGAGAACGAGCUGGGACAGGACACAGCCAUCAUCAACAUUGAGAUCAGCGAUCGUCCGGAUCCCCCUCGCUUCCCAGCCGUGGACAGCAUCGGUGUGGACUCGCUGGCUCUGAGCUGGAAGGCACCAAUGUGGGACGGAGGCUCCGACAUCACCAACUAUCUGGUGGAGAAGCGAGAGCAUCCCAUGAGCAGUUGGAUACGUGUUGGUAACACGAGGUUCACAACAAUGGCUAUAACGGGCCUGGCAUCAGGCAAGCAGUACGAGUUCCGCGUGUACGCCGAGAACAUAUACGGUCGCUCGGAGCCCAGUGAACCCACCUCGCUGGUAGCCACCAAAGCCAUCGUCAAGAAGGAGUUCAAGAAGAAGGAAUAUCCAGUUGACGAAACCGGCAAGCGUAUUCGCACCAACGCAGACCACGGCCCCGUGAAGGACUACGACAGCUACGUGUUCGACAUCUACAGCAAGUACGUGCCGCAACCGGUCGAGAUCAACACGUGCUCCGUGUACGACAAGUACGACAUCCUCGAGGAGAUCGGUGACUUCGUGAGAGCAUCCGUACGGAAAGCCCGCAGAGGCACAGGCGCGUUCGGCGUCGUGCACAGAUGCCGCGAGCGCGCCACCGGGAACAUAUUCGCGGCUAAGUUCAUACCGGUCGCGGGUGCGAUGGAGAAGGAGCUGAUCAAGAAAGAGAUUGACAUAAUGAACCAGUUGCAUCACCGCAAGCUCAUCAACUUGCACGACGCCUUCGAGGAUGAUGAUGAGAUGGUUCUCAUAUUUGAAUUCUUAUCUGGCGGCGAGUUGUUCGAGCGCAUCACAGAGCCCGGCUACAACAUGAGCGAGGCGGAGGCCGCUCACUACAUGCGGCAAGUGUGCGAGGGAGUCAGACACAUGCACGAACAAAACAUCAUCCAUCUCGAUCUGAAGCCCGAGAACGUCAUGUGCCAGACGAGAACCGGCACCGACGUUAAGAUAAUCGACUUUGGGCUAGCGACCAAGCUGGAUCCGAAUGAAGUAGUGAAGAUAUCGACAGGCACAGCCGAGUUCGCCGCGCCCGAGAUCGUAGAACGAGAACCCGUCGGCUUCUACACCGACAUGUGGGCAGUAGGCGUGCUCGCUUACGUGCUUCUGUCCGGUCUCUCGCCAUUCGCGGGCAACAACGACAUCGAGACGCUUAAGAACGUGAAGGCGUGCGACUGGGAGUUCGACGACGAAGCCUUCCAACACGUGUCUGAUGAUGCCAAGGACUUCAUCAGGAGGCUGCUUAUAAAGAGCAAGGAGAAGCGUCUGACAGCACACGAGUGUCUGAUGCACCCGUGGCUGGCUGGAGACACGGCGAGCAGGAGUGCUACCAUCGCGGCCGCCAGGUACCAGGCCUUCAGGGACAGACUGCGGCGCAGAUACGAGAACUGGUCUUCGUUCGUGCUGCCCAUCGGCAGGAUAAGCGAGUACAGCUCGCUGAGGAAACUUCUUAUCGAGAAGUGGAAGAUCUACGAUGGACAAUUCGAUCGUCGACAAGCGGCGCCACGGUUCGUCAUAAAGCCUCAGUCGGCGUUCUGUUACGAAGGCCAAUCCGUGAAGCUGUACUGCCGCAUCAUCGCUGUGGCCACGCCUACCGUCACGUGGUCGCACAACAACCGGGAGCUGCGGCAAUCCGUCAAAUACAUGAAGAGAUACGGAGGCGAUGACUACUACUUCAUCAUCAACCGCGCCAAGCUGGAAGACCGCGGUGAAUACAUCAUUCGCGCUGAGAACCACUACGGGUUCAGGGAGGAAAUAGUCUUCCUGAAUGUACAACCCGUGCCUAAAGUACAACGGCAGCACCUGCCAGAGGCGCCGCGUCGUCGUGAACACACACCCUACACGUUCUGGGCGGAAAGCAGUGAGACAGCGCCGUCCUUCACCUUCCUGCUGCGACCCAGGGUCAUGCAAGCGAGGGACACCUGCAAACUGCUGUGCUGUCUCAGCGGCAAACCUCAUCCAACUGUCAAAUGGUACAAGGAUAAGCGAGAGUUGUCGAAGUACGACUACGCGAUGACGAACUCUGAUGGCGUGGUUACAAUGGAGAUUAUCGACUGCCGACCGGAGGACAGUGGAAAGUACACCUGUGUGGCCACCAACAAGCAUGGCACCGACGAGACCUCGUGUGUCGUCAUUGUUGAGGGCGAGGUGGUAAGCGAGGAGCAAGCUGCCCUCGCACACAACUUGCUGUACUCCGGAGAGCGGCGAUACAUCGAGAAGCCGCUCAAACAGGCUCCCGCACCCAUCAUCACCAAGACCAAGGUGACAAUUGACCCGCCAAGCAAAUCAACAACAAUGCCAAGGCCGAAGUACUCACCGCAGACUUCUGUUGAGGCUAAGAAGAAAUAUGGAUCCAAACUGGACUCGGAAUCAACCUCCUCUAGGUCAAGGAGUGCCACCAAGGAGCUUAUACUACCCGCAUCCGACUCGUCCAUGUGUGCGCCGUCAUUCGCUCGUGCGUUGCCCGACACACACACCGCCCGCGACGGUGCACCGCUGCUACUGUCGUGCGCCGUGCGCGGAGACCCCGAACCCAGGGUGGAGUGGUACAAGGAUGGGAAACCACUACACUCCUCUGCGGUGGUAGAUCUCAAGUACAAGAAUGGCGUCGCUUCUCUAGCCAUCAACGAGGUGUUCCCUGAAGACGAAGGUGUUUACUCACUGAAGGCCAUCAACAGCCAGGGAGAUGUUGAAACCAAAUGCUCAGUUUCAGUGAAAGCAUCUGACGGAGUAGCCAGCGGCAAGGUUGGUGACAAGCCCCCACGGAUCGUAGACCACGCCGUGUCACAGGUCGUCAAUGACGGAGAUACUGUUACGCUGUCUUGCAGGAUAACUGGUGCUGAGAGAUUUGACGUGGUGUGGCUUCACAAUAACAAGGAGAUCAAACCUUCCAAGGACUUCCAGUACUCGAGCGAGGCGAACAUUCACAAACUGCACAUCGCUGAAGUCUUCCCUGAAGAUGCUGGUGUGUACACAUGCGAGGCGUUCAACGACGCAGGCGAGUCGUUCUCGUGCUGCACUCUGGUUGUCCGCGUGUCUGGUGAGACGGUACUCGCUCCGCAGUACGACGCGUUCCCACAGUCCGCCACUGUCGUGUGUUCUGAACCCACUAUCUUCACUGCAACGCUCGAUCAGGCACCACUUCAGCUGCAAUGGUUGAAAGACGGCAAACCGAUUGACGAAACAUCACCGAGAUAUAUGUUCACAAUGGAAGGUGCCUCGACCUACCGCCUCGAGAUAGUCAAGUGCAGCCCCGAUGACGGCGGGCAGUACCAAGCACGCGCUGUAGGCUCCAAGGGAGACUCCUUCGCAUCCUUCUAUCUUAACGUUGUUGAUAAUUAAUAUUAUUAUUAUAAUUUACAUCGAAUUUCUCUUUAAAUGACUGACGUAUGAUAAAAAUAGUAGUGGACCUAUAACACUACUUUGGGGCACCCCGAAAAGAAACUUGCUAUAUUAAACGCGAGUUGAGCGAUUUAUUUUAACGAUUUUUAUACAAUUCGGAUUCUUGUUCAAGUUCGUUUUUAUACAUAAAAAAAAACUAUUUAUUAUAUUUAUUAUUUAUUAAGUAAUGUAAGUGUUAUACCUUAUCGAAUGCAUAUGAGAAGACACUUGGACGAUCGAAUCUUUUCUAUCUAGUCACUUUAUGUUAUUAUUACGUUCUCGUAUUUGUAUUUAUUCCCCUUCUAACAGAUUUCUGCAGCUUAUCCAAGUUAUUUAAGCUUAAAUUAAUCAAUGUUGUGAGGAUUUCGUUUUAAACCGACGACCGUCGCUGUGAUAUUCCGAGCGCCACCCGGAGUAUUGCGGAGAGGAUCGUCAGGAAUAUCGUUAUCUUUAUUUUUAUAUAACGUGUAAUAUUAAUUGUAAAUAAAUUAAUUUAUAUCAUGUGACCGCAUAAUUUAUAAAUAAAUAUAUAUAAUUAAA